Lasiosphaeria miniovina is the source of this 1955-nucleotide messenger RNA. RefSeq names its product amino acid/polyamine transporter I. The transcript has 3 exons. Bases 152 to 1825 code for a protein of 557 amino acids. The record is from RefSeq and is a predicted model, not a curated record. Gene Ontology annotation, biological process: amino acid transmembrane transport. Gene Ontology annotation, cellular component: membrane. Lineage: Eukaryota; Fungi; Ascomycota; Sordariomycetes; Sordariales; Lasiosphaeriaceae. Gene Ontology annotation, molecular function: L-amino acid transmembrane transporter activity.
CGCAGGCAAUGGGGCGGAUGGCCAGAACCUCCGAGAUGAAGCUGAUCUCAUUGCAGAUCAAGCUGCCGUACAGCAUUGCGGGGCCCAAGUUGUCAAUUUCAUCCCACGACUCAACAAUCGCCUGAGUCCCUUCACUGUCGGCUGUCUAAUCAUGAACAAGACGAUUGGGAGCGGCAUCUUCACACAGCCCUACAACGUCGUGUCGGGGGUUGGGAACCCAGCAGCUGCCCUGCUGCUCUGGAUAGCAGCCGCCCUCAUCGUCUGGUGUAUUUCCAUCUGUUGGGUUGAGCUGGGACUCAGUAUUCCCCGUCAUAGAGUCGCUCAUCGCCACGUAUCGACACCGAAAUCGGGUGGUGACAAGAAUUACCUCGAGUACAUCUUCACAGUCCCCGACUUCUUCAUAUCUUGCGUAUAUGGCAUCACAUUCCUCAUCUUUGGGAAUCUCGCCGGCAACGCAAUCCAGUUUGGCGUUUACAUGCAGACGGCCAUCAAUCCAAACUGCCAGGAAGGCUGCAUGCGGUCUGGACCCGUUGUCGGUUGGGCCCUGGGCGUCCUGAUUUUCUGCGCGCUCAUCAACAUCAUAACUCCCAAAGGCUCUAUUCUCAUCAACAACAUGUUUGCCGUCCUUAAGGUGUCGCUGGUCAUCAUCAUGAUCUUCCUCGGUAUUGGAUGGAGCCUGAAAUGGGGCGGUGAAGGGUGUAAAAGCAUCAAGUGGGAGUACAAGGGCAAGGUGGGCGGAUUUGGAGAUGUGGUUCAAGCCCUUACCUUUGCCAUUUACCCGUCGACGGGUUUUGAACAGCCCUUUUACGUCCUCGCCGAGGUCAGACGGCCCAAGACACUGUUCGCGCCGACUGUCAUGUCGACCAUGGCACUGAUACUGGUGCUCAACCCUCUCAUAAACACGAGCUACUUUUGCGCCAACCCAUACCAAGGCAGCAAUAUCAGGUCUGGCCCAAACAGUCUGAACACAACCAACGCAGCCAUAAACUUCUUUUGGACCAUCUCUGGCGGCAGGGCCUCUGACGGUGGGCAGGGUCUCCUCCGUGGCGCAUCCGUCCUCUUCGCCCUCUCUAUCUUCGGCAACCUCUUGGCCGUCAUCUACACGGCACCCCGCGUCAAGCAAGAGAUCGCCAAGGAAGGCAUCCUACCCAAGUCCCUCUUCUUCGCCGCCAGCAAAGACAGCCUCCUCUCCCGCCUCUUCACCAAAAACCCCGCCGACAAGGAACAAGCACCUAUACCGGCUACAGCCCUGCAUCUCAUGUUUGAGAUUAUUUUGGUGUUGUCUGUCGGACUAAGUCUCGCCCCAGGUGAGGCCUAUAAUACGCUGACCUAUCUCUACACCUAUGUCAUCACUGGGAUUCUCGGCUUUCUCGCCGUCGUCGGCUUGCUGUAUCUCAAGGUGGAUGCCUGGCUCAAGCCACAGACGGGUCGCCGUUGGAACCAGAAGCGGGAGUACCGCCCGAUGCUAGAUCCCCUGCCCUGCAUCGUUGCUGUCGUAUCUCUGGGACUGGUUCUCUUUGGGGCCUUUGCAAAGACCUCGGUAGUGGUCACGGACGGACAGCCGGGGUGGCUGAAGCCGGCAGUGGGAUGGUGCGGGUUGUCGCUGGGGGUCAUUUGGUGGCUGGGGAUGGAGCUCCGGCAGUGGAAGGGCCAGUAUCGGAUCCGGAGGGAGAGAAUUACCUAUGUCGAGGCGGUUGAUGAUGCGGAUCCGGUGCAGACGGCUGAGAUGGUGAUUGUCGAGAAGGAGUAUUCGUCGCAGCAUCAUUGGCCGGCGGACAAUCUGUCGCAGCAGGGGCAUCGAGUCUUUAUCAGUGUCAUUCACUAGAGUAACACAAAAGGUUGGAUUCCUACCGUGAGCCUCACGAUAUUCUUUACCUGAAAGACGCCCUUCCACAGACGAGCGAAGAGACGCCACGCAUCUCAAGACCAUCCCGGUGAUGAGUACCAGUGUUCCA